Molecule: messenger RNA, 3407 nt
Organism: Pyrenophora tritici-repentis Pt-1C-BFP
Lineage: Eukaryota; Fungi; Ascomycota; Dothideomycetes; Pleosporales; Pleosporaceae
Product: chitin synthase 2
Cellular component (GO): cell periphery; cell septum
Molecular function (GO): chitin synthase activity
Source: RefSeq, a predicted model, not a curated record
AUGUCAGGCGUAAACAGUACCACUGCUGCACUGGGCGGGCGCAUGACUCCCUCCGAGGUUGGCAAGCAAGCUGCCGCCGAGGCCGACAUUCACGACUUUUUGCGCGAAGCGGGCGAUGCGCUGAGCUCGAAUACGGGCCCGGCCUCUGCAGCCGCUCAGAUGCCACGCAGGAAGAUGCUUCAGUCACAGGACGCCGCCUACAUGGCGCCUGUCAAAACCGUGCGGAUACAAGACCCAGGCUUACCGUUACAAUCUUUCCGCAGACCAUCCUCACCGGUAUCACGAUCAUAUCACCCCACAGGCUCUUCAGUAUCUGGCCUUUCGCGGACGCCUUCAAUAUUGGAUAGCGCUCCCAAUUUUUCACCGCCAGUCGACGACGACUAUGUGCCAUACCGACGGCCCUUGUCACCCGAUCGACCGUAUUCACCCACACGCACAUCCGUCGACUACUCGCGACCGCCGGCUUCAGUAAAUUCGUAUGAGCCAGUAGACCUCCAUGGCAACCCACGACCAGGCAGCCCCACGCGGCCGCUGCCUCCUGCGCCAUUGUUCACGCAUGGCGGUCGUCCCAGAUCGCGAGACUCGCAAGGCACCAUGGACAUGACCGACAUGCAAUCGAUAGGUAUCCACGACGACGACGAUCCUUUUACUGAAGUGGGUGAUGAUCGGCCCGACUUGCGUUCGCGCGACUCGUACAUGUCUGACGACACUUACACGGACGUCUACACCGAGGUAGACGAAAAGGCGGAUCACUAUGGGCCGGCCCCAGACGGUGCGCAAGCAAGACGAGGUGCGCGAGACGCAGUAAUGACCAAGAAGGAGGUUCGCUUGAUCAACGGAGAGCUUAUUUUGGAGUGCAAGAUUCCCACCAUCUUAUACAGUUUCCUCCCAAGACGCGAUGACAUUGAAUUCACCCACAUGCGAUACACGGCCGUUACCUGUGACCCAGACGACUUUAUCGAUCGUGGCUACAAGUUGCGCCAAAACAUUGGCAACCAGCGUGAGACGGAAGUCUUCAUCGCCGUCACCAUGUACAACGAGAACGAGAUCGACUUUACGCGCACAAUGCAUGGUGUCAUGCAAAACAUCAGCCACUUCUGCUCGCGCAUGAAGUCGAGAACGUGGGGCAAGGAUGGAUGGCAGAAGAUCGUCGUAUGCAUCAUUGCCGACGGUCGUGGAAAGGUCCAUCCUCGAACACUGGACGCCAUUGCAGCCAUGGGCUGCUUCCAGGAGGGCAUUGCGAAGAACCACGUCAACCAGAAGGAAGUCACGGCCCACGUAUACGAAUACACAACACAGGUCUCUUUGGACUCUGACCUCAAGUUCAAGGGCGCCGAAAAGGGCAUUGUGCCGUGUCAAAUGAUCUUCUGUUUGAAGGAGCGCAAUUCCAAGAAACUAAACUCCCAUCGUUGGUUCUUCAAUGCUUUUGGUCGCGCACUCAACCCCAACGUUUGUAUCCUGCUCGAUGUUGGAACCAAGCCAGGACCCAAGGCUCUCUAUCAUUUGUGGAAAGCGUUCGACACUGACUCGUCAGUUGCCGGAGCUGCUGGAGAGAUCAAGGCUGGCAAGGGAAAAGCAUGGCUCGGUCUUUUGAACCCGCUUGUUGCGUCGCAGAACUUUGAAUACAAAAUGUCCAAUAUCUUGGACAAGCCUCUGGAGUCUGUGUUUGGUUACAUCACUGUGUUGCCAGGUGCCCUUUCAGCGUACCGCUACCACGCGUUGCAGAAUGAUCACACCGGUCACGGUCCCCUCAGCCAGUACUUUAAAGGUGAGACACUGCACGGCCAAGAUGCUGAUGUCUUUACUGCCAACAUGUACUUGGCUGAAGAUCGUAUUCUGUGUUGGGAGCUUGUAGCAAAGCGCAGCGAGCAAUGGGUCUUGAAGUAUGUCAAAGCGGCGACUGGAGAGACGGAUGUGCCAGACGCUGUUCCCGAGUUCAUUUCCCAGCGUCGUCGUUGGCUCAACGGUGCCUUCUUUGCUGCCGUGUACUCGCUUCUUCACUUCAAGCAGGUGUGGGCAACUGACCAUACCAUCUGGCGCAAGAUCCUCCUCCACAUCGAAUUCGUCUACCAGUUUGUGCAACUCUUGUUCACUUUCUUCUCGCUUGCCAACUUCUACCUGACCUUCUACUUUGUCGCUGGUUCCCUCGCAGAUCCGGAAAUGGAUCCAUUUGGCCACAACAUUGGAAAAAUCAUCUUCUACAUCCUACGAUACACUUGCACGCUACUCAUCUGCAUGCAAUUCAUCCUGUCCAUGGGUAACCGACCUCAGGGUGCGAAGAAGAUGUUUUUCUGGAGUAUGAUCAUCUAUGGCAUUAUUAUGGCCUAUACCACGUUCGCUUCCUUCUACAUCGUCAUCGUCCAGCUGAGAGACCCCAAGGCCGAAAAGUCACUCGGGUCAAACGUCUUCACCAACCUUAUCGUAUCAACGGCAACUACAAUCGGUCUCUACUUCCUCAUGUCUUUCAUGUACCUGGAUCCAUGGCAUAUGUUUACGUCCAGUGCACAGUACUUUGCGCUCCUUCCGUCUUACAUUGCUACGCUCCAAGUGUAUGCCUUUUGCAACACGCACGACAUCACGUGGGGAACCAAGGGAGACAACGUGGCAAAGACUGAUCUUGGAGACGCCAAAGGAAAGACGAAGAACGUGGUCGAACUCGAGAUGCCAUCUGAGCAACUUGACAUUGACAGUGGCUACGAUGAAGCGCUGCGCAACCUUCGUGAUCGUGUCGAAGUCCCAGAGCCGCCAAUUUCGGAAUCGCAACAGCAGGAAGAUUACUACCGUGCUGUGAGAACUUACAUGGUGGUUAUUUGGAUGAUUUCAAACGCAAUUCUUGCCAUGACGGUCAGCGAAGCCUACUCGGACCGCAAGGUGACGCACAAUGUCUACCUUACCUUUAUCCUCUGGGCUGUCGCUGGUCUUGCUGUCUUCCGCGCCAUUGGUUCAACAACAUUCCUCAUUAUCAACAGUAUUCAAGCAAUCAUGGAGACGAAACUCAAGUGGCAGGAUAAGAUUGACGAUAAGAAGAGCAACAGAACUGGACUUGGAGGUGGAAGGAAGUAUGGUAGGAACAAGUGGUGGAAGUUUGGAUUUGGCGGUGGCGUGUCGAGCAGCUGGUUCUCUGGCAGCACAAUUUCGAGCAAAAUUAGCAGCAUGACUCCCAGCAACUGGGGUGGAAGCAGUGUUGGAAGAUAGAUGAUGAGGACCUGGGGGAUUUAUCUAAUGGGUAACGUGAAAAGUUGAGUAAGAGUUUACGACUUUACGAGUAAGUUGAACUUCUUUUGGCGUUUUGGGAUAUAUACCUUAGUGUGGGAUGAUACCAGGGCUGAGGGUUUGACGCUCCAGCUCGUCUUUAACGUAGAUAGCUCUAGAUAGCUUUUGUGGAUAAUGAUGAUGAGUUACCUUUC